Molecule: messenger RNA, 789 nt
Organism: Lodderomyces margitis
Lineage: Eukaryota; Fungi; Ascomycota; Pichiomycetes; Serinales; Debaryomycetaceae
Gene: NOP15
Product: rRNA-binding ribosome biosynthesis protein
Exons: 1
Coding region: 1-789 (262 amino acids)
Biological process (GO): maturation of LSU-rRNA from tricistronic rRNA transcript (SSU-rRNA, 5.8S rRNA, LSU-rRNA)
Cellular component (GO): nucleolus
Molecular function (GO): RNA binding
Source: RefSeq, a predicted model, not a curated record
AUGGCUAAGAAACAAUCCACCGUUAAACAGACUUCUCUGAAGCAAUCUGAUGAAUCAAAGGUACAAAAGAAGCAGCAUGUAGCUGAACAAGCAGAAGAAAACUUGCAGUUACCAUCCUCAUCAUCAGAAGAUGAGGAAGAUGAUGAUGAAGAGGAAAAUGAACAAGAAGAACAAGUUUAUGGAUUAUCAAGUGACGAAGACGAUGACAGUGAUGAUCAGGAACAGUCAGAAGAUGAGGAGUCAAUAACACAAUCCAUCCAACCAAGUGCAUCAGGACACAGGGUAAAUAAAGUGAUAUCUAAAACUACGACUGCUGAUUCCAGUAACAAAUCGAAAACACCCAAAGCCGGUGUCAUAUAUAUAGGUCGUCUUCCCCAAGGCUUUCAAGAGCAAGAGUUGAAAACGUAUUUCCAACAAUUUGGUCCAAUCAAACAAUUGAUCUUGUCGCGUAAUAAAAAGACAGGUAAAUCAAAACAUUUUGCUUAUAUUGAGUUUGAAUCGGUUGAGGUUGCUAAAAUAGCCGCCGAAACAAUGAAUAAUUACUUAUUAUUUGGACAUUUGAUCAAAUGUGAAUAUGUUGAAAACCCCCACAAGGAUGUUUUUAAAAAUGCUAAUCGUAAAUUUAAGGUUGUUCCAAUUCACAAGAUUGUUAAAGAUAAACACGAUAAACCUAAAACUAAACAAGAAUGGGAUAUUAUAGUAAAGAAAUUUGAAGAAUCAAAAAGAAACAAGGUGGAAGAAUUGAAAAGUAAGGGGAUUGAUUAUGAUUUAAGUGCAUUGUUAGCGUGA